Messenger RNA from Aricia agestis (brown argus), 3913 nucleotides. RefSeq names its product zinc finger protein 84-like. Gene Ontology annotation, molecular function: RNA polymerase II transcription regulatory region sequence-specific DNA binding; zinc ion binding; DNA-binding transcription factor activity, RNA polymerase II-specific. NCBI's taxonomy places the organism in Eukaryota, Metazoa, Arthropoda, Insecta, Lepidoptera, Lycaenidae. Gene Ontology annotation, cellular component: nucleus. The transcript is spliced from 13 exons. Gene Ontology annotation, biological process: regulation of transcription by RNA polymerase II. The coding region runs from base 113 to 2473 and encodes 786 amino acids. The record is from RefSeq and is a predicted model, not a curated record.
UUAAACAGUUUUUGCCGUUUUGUUUACAUGUUGUGCAUAAAUAAUAUAUUUUAAUUAGCAAUUGUUACGAUGCAAACGUUUUAAAAAUACGACUUUACUUUACUUGUUGAAUAUGCACGAUCUACAGGCUUGUAUAGCUUGUCUUAGAACCGACGUUAAAAUCUUUCACAUGAGCUCAAAUCAUAUUCGAGAAGACUAUAACUUGGUUUCUGGAUUAAAGACUUGUAGUGGGGAAGGACUACCAGAAUAUAUGUGUAUGGAAUGCUUGGCGCUUGUUAAAGGCAUGAAGAGUUUCAGAGACAAAUGCCAUAGAUCUCAUUUCCUUCUACAUGAAAUACUUAAAAAGAAUAAACAGAUUACUUUGCAAGUACUGAAUGAAAUUAACCUACAAGCCUUAAAUAUAACCCCAAAGCUAUCAUACCUCAGUAGUAGCAGUAGAAAGAAAUAUGAAAAAAUAAAAUUUAAGUGGAAGAAAGAUAACCGAUCCUAUGUGCAGCCUAUUCAAGCUAAUGUGUUACUGCAUAGUACAGUUGACAAUGAAAUAAAUCCAUACAUAGAAAUAGAAGUCCCAGAAUGUAAAUUGCCUCCAGUUUUUAACAUAGAAGAUGAAAACAUUAACAAUGAAAUUGAUGUUUCUGUAGAAACCGAUCCAAAAAAUAAUGAAGAUUAUGAUUAUGUUGAUAAUGAAAUAGAAGAUGAUAUCGAGAUAGAAAAGGAGGAGAAUGACGUAGAUGGAUCUAAUUUAGAUGUAGAAUAUGCAGUUUUGGUUCCUAUGACUAAAAAUGAAGCUGCCGCUGUUAUAGAUAUUUUUAAAACAUACGGACAGACAGGAAAACAUGAGUGCGACAUAUGUGGGUUAAAGUUUCACAAUAAAAAUAGACUGGACCAACAUAGACGGAUGCAUGAUACGCAUAUAAAUGGUAAUUUUAGCUGUGAUCUGUGCCAUUAUUAUUAUAAGACGAAAUUUUUACUGGACACCCACAUCACUGACAAACAUAUGUACAAAUAUAUUUGUAGAAAAUGCCCAGAAGUUACUUAUAAUAGAAAAACGGCCAAACAACACUACAUACUUAGUCACAUGGAUAAAGCAGACAAAACCUUCGAGGACUGGUAUGAUACGAGACCCUCGUGGUUAAAGAAGAGAAGUCUCAACGGUAGAAGACCGAAGAAGACGAAUAAACAUAAGAAGAACGUAUUUACCCGUGAAGGCUUCGAGUUCUUAAAGUAUUCUCCGAUUUCACACAACGAGCAAUACAGUCUUGUGUUGGAGAGAAAGAAUUCGAAAAACUAUGUAGAAUCUAUGUAUAAAUGUGAGUUGUGUUACAAAGGUUUCCGUGAGGAGAAGACAUAUGAGAAACACAUGCAGAAACAUGAUCCGAGUAUAUCGGGCAAGUACCAGUGUGACUUGUGCAAGAUACACUGCGCCCACCCCCGCAAGAUGUACAAGCACAUGAUACAGACGCAUCUAUACAAGUUUACGUGCACGCUCUGCACUUUUGUUACGACGAAUCGGCCCCAAGCAAAACUACACUAUCUCUGGCAUAAGGACGUCACGUACCCCUGUCCUCACUGCGACAAAGUUUUUAAGAAAAUGUCCACCCAACUCACCCACAUCCGUAUAAAGCAUCCAUCGCUUUUCAUCUGUAAUCUGUGCGGACACAGUUUUGUCAGCGAGGCCGGCCUGAUAUGCCACAAAAGGAUUACGCAUCAAGACGAGGGGAAAGACGAAGACGACAUGAAGACGGACGCGGCGCUAUUCUGUGCGUUGUGCAACGUGCAGUUCAAAGACGAGGUCGCGUACACCACGCACCUGGGCAGCUCCGGCAACCACGCUGAAAGCAAUCUGUCCGUAUCGAAGACUAUGGCGAAUAAAAACAAGAAGGUGCGCGCGGCGAGAAACCGUCGCACGCGCCGACAAUUCCCCGAAGUACUUAACAACGGCAUCGUUACAGAGACCAACUGCGAGAUUUGCGACAAGCUACUGCUGAGCGACGUGCAGGCUCGCCGGCACUACGAGACCGACCACCCCGGCGCCGAGUUCCGGAAGCGGUUCAUGUGCGACAUCUGCGGACACACCACACGGCAAUACUCAAACCUUCUGACGCACAUGCGGACGCAUACGCGUGAGAAGCCGUUCGCGUGCCCGCACUGCGAGCGCCGCUUCAGCAUGCCCAGCAACCGCGACAGGCACAUAGUGGUCCACACGGGCGAGAAACCGCACGAGUGCCCGCACUGCUUCCGUCGAUUCUCGCAACGGACCGCCAUGAAAUUACACGUCCAAACUGUACAUCUGAAAAUACCGUAUGCACCCUGGAAUAAGAACAACAGGAGACGCCGACAGAAGGACGAAACGGAGACGGCAAGUACGAUUCUUACCACAAUGGUGCCGGCCAAAUUACCGACACUCACUAAAAUGCCGAUAGUGACCGAGACGCAUGAUUACCUCAACGCGUAUAUCAGUUAUAACGAGUGAUGAGUAUUCAUUUUUUGACCAUUGGCUAUGCUUCGGAUUAUAAUAUUAUGUGAAUGUCAAAAUUUGACGUUUAAACUUUUUAAAAAUUGUAAAUGAAGAUCAUGGGCUACGAAGUACGUGUUCUAGAGAAAUAUACGAAUUGCGAACACUAACCUGUAGGCGUUUGUCUCUUUAGCCGCUUUUUUCACAAUAUAAUAAUAUUAGUAUCUGUCUACGCCCAACGCGAGACAUCACUAGCGCGGCCAUCCCACCACUAGCGCGUUGAUCCCAACUCUAGCGCCGCCGCGCCGCCAUCUUGUCAACCAAUCGAAAACCUCAAGAAGAUAUUUUUCAAUACGUGUAAAUCUUACAUAUGAAUAAAAGUUGUGAUUUUACUUGUAGACUGGUUUUUGUGUGCAAUUAGUGUUUCUACAUAAAUCACGCUUCCUGAGAAUAAACAGUAUCUUGUUUCCAACUUUCCACGCACCCUUGAUGAAAGCUGUAUACUAAUAUUUUCGUGCGUUUGUGAAAGAGACAAUCAACUAUAGGCUUCUAAAGUAUUUUUUAUUGAUACAAAAAUCUCAUUGCAUUUUUGUGCAUUAUAAUUUAUUAUUUGAUGGUAAUUAUUGCUUUAACAAUAUUUAUCUUUUGCAUUUAAGUAAAUCACUUACAAAAUAAAUCUCAUAGAAUUCUCCAAAAUAAGAUAGAAGGAAGAGGCUUUUAUUAUUUAAAUACAUAUUAUUGUCUUAAACAAGCCGACCGAAUUACGUUUCAUUGUGUUGCACCGAGUGAGUAUAAGCUAUAAGUUUGAUAAAGCUAAAGCUUGGUUCACACGAAACAAUAAACAGUAAUGAGUAAACAGUGGCGCAUACAAUGUAUAUAGAACCAUUCACACGUCGAUGGUACUGCACGAUUUGUUGCAGUACAAGCGUACGAAUGUUAAGAAGUAUACUGCAACAAAACGUUGUGCCCUGUGAACCUAAUUUAAGGCAGCCCCUAAACCUACAAUAAUAUUGAACAAUAUUUUAUUGUCCAAUUUGUUUGACAAUAAGAUUGAAAGGCGCGCGAGUGUAGUACCAGAAGAGUUACAGAUGUAUUAUGAUUUAUGAUAUUGUGACUGUCUAGGGGCGGUGUCCCUCGCAUUAUAAAAGUGAAAGAGCCUUACAAAAUUAGAAUAUUAGUGCUGUAAAAACUGCAUUUAUGUGUACGGUGCGGACAAAUGUGCGAUCAGCUAUAAACGGUUUUUGAGUUCUUUGACAGUAGUUUAUCCGACUAGUGCUUUUGAUUGGCUGACAUCAAAACGAAAUUCAAUCAACCUCUUUUUUGAAUAGAUAAACUCUGGUCAAGAAACAUCGAAAACCUGGCAUUAUUAUCUUUAUACUAGUAAAAUUAUUUACGUAGCGUAUAACUAUUAAGCCCGGCCGCACAUUGUCCGAAGUCUGAUCAGAAACAGUUGAAUUU